GCUUGUAUGGGCACAUCACCGUAAUAUACCCCCUCUAGCCUUCGAACAAGCAGCAGAAAAGGAUCACCUCCUGUGGCCAAAACACGCCCUGUCGUCCACGAUGCAUCUACUGGAUACCGGGAAGGCUCUUCUAGCCACUAUCGCCGCAAUCCCCUUCAUCCAUGCUAUGCCGGCGAUGCAGCGCGUCGGAGCCCUUGAGGCUCUCGCCCGUGGCACGCACAUGAUCAAGCUUCCAGACGCCCAGUUCGACUUCAAGCCAUUCGAGCUCAAGAACCUAUGCUACGAGUGCGAUCGCAGCCGCGACGAGGACCUCUACUCGUGCACGAUGAAGUUCGACUGGUUUGAUCCGAACUCGGUGCGGGAGAACAACGUCUCGGCCUGCUCCUGCAAGUACUCGUGGAAGUGGGACAGCGUGACGCUGGCGCCGGGAGACCGCAACUCGUUCGACGCGGAGGGCUAUUCGGUCUGCCAGAUCAACCACCAGACCACGACGUUCUUCGAGAUGAAGAUCAACAGCUUCCACGCCGCCGACAACUUCACCCUCUCGCUGGGGCGUCGGUACAGGGACACUGUCCUGUUCCAGCCGCCCUUCGUCUACCCGACAACCUUUGCCGAGCCCGUUAUCCAGCUCAGCCAGCAAGGCCGCAAGGACGAGCGCUCGAUACAGUACUACGAGCCGGACGUGGUCAAGGCGGAUAUCAUGGGACUGAUGAUCUGAGGUCUUCCUGCCAGCCUUCCCUCUACCAGGACACUGGUCCCGGGUGGCGCAUUAUCAACAAGACGCGAGGACUAAUCAUUUUGGGCGCGUUCUUUUCCCUUCACUCAUUUCCGACAUGGCCCUCCUCGAUUAUUGUCCGGCUGCCUACCCCUGCCUACCCCUGCCUGACCCUGUGGGGAGCGGUUUCCUCAACAUCGGGGUUAGUUUGAUUUGUCCCAGUCGUUCUCAUGGCUACUAUCGAGUCUGGCACCUGU
Molecule: messenger RNA, 972 nt
Organism: Gaeumannomyces tritici R3-111a-1
Lineage: Eukaryota; Fungi; Ascomycota; Sordariomycetes; Magnaporthales; Magnaporthaceae
Exons: 3
Coding region: 101-718 (205 amino acids)
Source: RefSeq, a predicted model, not a curated record